This is a messenger RNA of Cuculus canorus (common cuckoo), 3257 nucleotides long. RefSeq names its product RAB, member of RAS oncogene family like 3 (gene RABL3). The transcript is spliced from 8 exons. NCBI's taxonomy places the organism in Eukaryota, Metazoa, Chordata, Aves, Cuculiformes, Cuculidae. Gene Ontology annotation, biological process: intracellular protein transport. Gene Ontology annotation, molecular function: GTPase activity. Bases 108 to 818 code for a protein of 236 amino acids. The record is from RefSeq and is a predicted model, not a curated record. Gene Ontology annotation, cellular component: endomembrane system.
GCGCCAGCGGCUGGAGCAGGCAGCCAAUGGGCUGAGGGCAGCGAGGAGGACAGCGGGCCGCGAUUGGCCGCGCCAACCUCCCGCGGCUGUUGCUAGGGUGGGUUAAGAUGGCGGCUUUGGACAGAGUCAAGGUGCUGGUGCUGGGCGACUCCGGUGUUGGGAAAUCCUCGCUUGUUCACCUCUUGUGCCACAACCAGGUGUUGGGGAACCCGUCCUGGACAGUGGGCUGCUCGGUGGAUGUGCGAAUCCAUGACUACAAAGAAGGGACACCAGAAGAGAAGACCUACUACAUUGAGCUGUGGGAUGUUGGAGGUUCAGUGGGUAGUGCCACUAGUGUGAAAAGCACACGAGCAGUAUUUUAUAACUUGCUGAAUGGGAUAAUUUUAGUGCAUGACCUAACCAACAAGAAAUCAUCUCAGAAUUUGUAUCGCUGGUCUUUGGAAGCACUCAACAGGGAUGUCGCUCCAACAGGAGUUCUCGUGACAAAUGGUGACUAUGACCGUGAACAGUUUGCUGACAACCAGAUUCCUCUGCUGGUAAUAGGAACUAAGCUGGAUCAGAUCCCAGAAACUAAGCGGAAUGAAGUUUUGACCAGAACGGCUUUCUUGGCUGAGGAUUUCAAUGCUGAAGAGAUAAAUUUGGACUGCACCAAUCCUCGUUACCUGGCUGCGGGUUCAUCCAAUGCUGUCAAGCUAAGCAGGUUUUUUGAUAAGGUCAUAGAGAAGAGAUACUUCUUACGAGAUGGCAAUCAGAUUCCUGGCUUCUCUGAAAGGAAAAGGUUUGGAGGAGGAACACUGAAGAGCCUUCAUUAUGACUGAAUACCGAAGAAGUGGAAGAUGACUCCAUUGAGUUCCUAAUGACAUUCCCAUUCCAACUGCUGCUUAAAGACAAUACUUAUUUCAAGAAGAGUAAAAUGAUGUUAUGCUUUGGCUGGAUAGACUGCUGAAUCUACUGUUUGCUGAAAAAGACUUGGGAAAGAAUUUCCAAGAAUCUAGUUUGAAGCCUAGAGUGUUUCUUAGGAUUGCAGGCUGUCUGGAUACGUGGGAACAUUUGGGGAAAGUGUGCAAUAAAUUGAAUGCCUUUCACACUGCUGUGGGAAAUUGUAUCAUACACAGCAUGUGUAUGUGACACCUUUGUCUCCAUUUUGGAAAACUUAUGGAGAGUCUUUGCAAUUAAUUAUAUUCAUCUUCUAAAGGAAGGAUGACACUGAGUGGGCUUCUCAUUCACAGCAGAGUGAACAAAAUGAAAGCAAAAUGUAAGGAUGGGUAGGGAGUGGUGUGGAAAAUAAUGGAAAGCCUUCAUUAAAUGAAUGGUGGUGUCUCACCUGGAACACACUGUUCAGCCCUAUUCAAAAGGAACAAAAGAAAUAGGCAAGAGAUAGAAAAAAAGAUUUGAAGCCUUAAAAAGAAAAUCACAAGUGGAAAACAGGUGGUAUUAAUUCUGCUGCUUAAAUUAAAAUUGUUUACUUUGGAAAGAGCAACGUGAAUUGGGUAUUCCUGUUUAUCUUUCCAUAAUUGAGCGUGGUCUCAUUCUUAAUACUAAAUUAAAAGGCAAUCCAUUGAAAGCUGGUGGAAAACCUAUGUUUUUAUGCAGUGCUUAUUUGAAACGAACAUGACAUGGUCUUACUGAGCCUGAGAGCUUAGUGUAUUCAGAAAACAUGAACUAUAAGAACGUCCUCUGAAUUAGAAUGCAUAGAAAUUUAAAAGGGACAUAAAGCCUUGUAAAAAGCAGGAACUGAGCACAAAUAGGAGGAAAUUUCUGUGAUAGGGAUGUUUCCUUCUCAUAUUUAGUAAUAAGGAUAGAGGAGACGAGCUGGUUUGAUGUUCUGUGCAAGCUGUUGUCUUUCUCAAGAGCCCAAACUUUGCAAUGUUUCACAUCUCCCCAUAAUUAUAUGGAGUGGUGAAGCCUGAUUUACGGCAAUUUCUUCUAGCCCAUUCUCCCUUAAAGUUACCUCUAAUGGUUGAGCCUCUGGCCAAGGCUAACUAAGGGCUUGAGUUAGAUAUGAAUACAGAUUAAUAAUAAAUGGAAAUAGAAGAAAGUAAAAUGCUGGUGUGAAAUUGACAGCGAGCAGAGUUCUGCAGUCUCCAGAUUACAUCUGCCUGCAGCUCUUCUCUAUCAGCUGCUUGGAAAUAAAUGGGAAAAUGCCUAUUGCCACUAAUCAGGCACAAAAAUGACAGCUUGGUGUGCCAGUCAAGCUUAUUGAAAGUGUGGUUACUUUGCUUUUCCUUAGGCCAUUUCUAGAAAGGUCUUGGAACAUUUGCAAACACAAGUGCAGUGAUUUCAUAGACGCCUGUAUAAAUAGAUUAUUAGUUUACAUUUACUUUAUGAGGAGGGAAAAUAAGGUACCAAAAUAUUCAUAGCAGAUACCCCAUGUCUGAGCUAUGCAGCUCGUAACACCACCAAUGUCUCUCUCUGCUCCUUUUGAAAGCUGGAAUUAUUUUCUCAAGGUCAGGUGCUGCCCUAGGGGAAUCAGAUAGGGCUCCCCCCAGUUACCAAGCAACUGCAGAGCAGAACAAGAAAGCUAGGGCUAUUUCUUCUUUCACCCUGUGCCUUCUUUAGGAGAAUUGGAAGUGGCUUAGACUAAUGGGAGCCAGUUAGUUUAAGACACUGCAUGAAGCAGUGGUCAUACAGGCCUUUGAUUUGGAGGAAGCAACUGUCCUAAGUAGCCCUUUUUAAUUAAGCAAAAAAGGAAUGUUGGUCAGUCCUAGCUGUAGCUUACCAGUAUUUAUGCAUCUUAUUGCUCAGGGUCCACAAAAAAGAAACAUCUUCGCAUGAAAAAUCUUGUGAAGGUCAGUUCACACUCUAGGAGGAGGAGAGAAUGCAUAGUUCCUACACAGCAGUGGGAAUGAAGGUGAUGACAAUCAGGAUUUAGGAGCAAAUUAGAAAAAGAUGCUGUUGUGAUAGAAGGGAGACAAGGUAAAGGGAAUGGUACCAAAGAAAAGCAAAGCAUGUUGGCAAGCAGUACAAUGUUAGCUGAUAUAAAGAGAAGUUUGCUUGAGGCUAAGGCUUCUGCUUUAGGUUCAGCCAGGUCUGUCUGAACUCAGUCAGUCAUCCAGCUGUAAGCCAUAAAACUCCCAGAGUAUCUCCAUCUACUUUUGAACUAACCUGCUGUGUGGUCUAACGAGUGACUUAAUGGUCACUCUCUGUCACAUCUGCAAAGUGAAGGAGGCUUCUCUGGAGGCAAGGCUCUGGUGUAUCUGUUCAUCAAAUUGUAACACUUUUAAUACAUUGGGAAUUAAAGUGUUUACCUUUUUAAA